AUGCCUUCCUCAUCCCAAGUUUACAGAUCUACUAGAUCCUCCUCCAGCGAAGCUAAGUCCUUUGAAGAAGUUGUAAUUCAAGGUUUAGCUACUGAUGGUGGUCUAUUCAUCCCACCAACCAUUCCUCAAGUCUCUGAGGAAACUUUGUUUAACAAAUGGUCAAAGUUAUCCUUCCAAGAGCUUGCUUUUGAGAUCAUGAGACUAUAUGUGGAUCCAAAGGAAAUUCCAGAUGCUGACUUAAAGACUUUGAUCAACAACUCUUAUUCUACUUUCCGUGCUACUGAUGUUACUCCAUUGGCUAAGAAUGUCACUGGUACUAAAGAAAACUUACAUGUUUUAGAAUUGUUCCACGGCCCAACUUAUGCUUUCAAGGAUGUGGCUUUACAAUUUGUUGGUAACUUAUUCGAAUAUUUCUUACAAAGAAACAACAAGAACUUGCAAGAAGACCAAAAGAAGAAAAUCACUGUCGUUGGCGCCACUUCUGGUGAUACUGGUUCUGCUGCCAUCUAUGGUCUAAGAGGUAAGAAGGACGUUUCUGUUUUCAUCUUGUACCCAACUGGUAGAAUUUCUCCAAUCCAAGAAGAACAAAUGACCACUGUCCCUGAUAAGAACGUUCAAACUCUAUCUGUUAAAGGUACAUUUGACAAUUGUCAAGAUAUCGUCAAGGCCAUCUUCGGUGACAAAGAAUUCAACUCUAAGCACAAUGUCGGUGCCGUCAACUCUAUUAACUGGGCUAGAAUUUUGGCUCAAAUUACUUACUAUUUCUACUCUUACUUCAAAGCUACCGAUGGUAAGAAAGAAAAGGUCAAGUUUGUCGUUCCAAGUGGUAACUUCGGUGAUAUCUUGGCUGGUUAUUUUGCCAAAAAGAUGGGUCUACCAGUUGAAAAAUUGGUCAUUGCUACUAACGCGAACGAUAUUCUAGAUAGAUUCCUGAAGUCCGGUACCUACGAAAGAUCUGACGAAGUUGCUGCUACUUAUUCUCCAGCGAUGGAUAUUUUAAUCUCCUCCAACUUCGAAAGAUUGUUAUGGUUCUUGGCUAGAGAAUACAUUGCCAACGGUGAUGAUCUAAAGACUGGUGAAACUAUCGACGACUGGUUCAAACAAUUAAAGAAUGAAGGUAAGUUCCAAGUUGACCAAACCGUUAUAAAUGGUGCCUUAAAAGACUUUGCCUCUGAAAGAGUUUCUAACGAACAAACUUUGGAGACCAUUAAGAAAGUUUAUGAAAUCUCUCAAAAUCCAAAGCACUACAUCAUUGAUCCACAUACAGCUGUUGGUAUUUGUGCUACAGAAAGAUUGAUCAGUGCUGACAAUGACAAUACCAUCAAUUAUAUCACAUUAUCUACUGCUCACCCUGCUAAAUUUGCAGAUGCUGUAAAUAAAGCUCUGUCAUCCUUCCCAGCUUAUUCCUUUGAAAAAGAUGUUCUACCAGCUGAAUUAAAGAAAUUAUCUACUCUUGAGAAGAGAUUGAAAUUUGUUGAAAAGCCAGACGUUACCUUGGUCAAGGCUGCCAUUGAAGAGGAACUUUUGAAGAUGAAUUUAUGA
Maudiozyma barnettii is the source of this 1542-nucleotide messenger RNA. RefSeq names its product threonine synthase THR4 (gene THR4). The transcript has a single exon. Gene Ontology annotation, biological process: L-threonine biosynthetic process. The record is from RefSeq and is a predicted model, not a curated record. Gene Ontology annotation, molecular function: threonine synthase activity; pyridoxal phosphate binding. The coding region runs from base 1 to 1542 and encodes 513 amino acids. NCBI's taxonomy places the organism in Eukaryota, Fungi, Ascomycota, Saccharomycetes, Saccharomycetales, Saccharomycetaceae.